Marmota monax (woodchuck) is the source of this 3937-nucleotide messenger RNA. RefSeq names its product caspase recruitment domain family member 10 (gene Card10). The transcript is spliced from 20 exons. Gene Ontology annotation, biological process: regulation of apoptotic process. The coding region runs from base 53 to 3175 and encodes 1040 amino acids. Lineage: Eukaryota; Metazoa; Chordata; Mammalia; Rodentia; Sciuridae. The record is from RefSeq and is a predicted model, not a curated record.
GCGCCCUGCCGAUCCCCCGCGCCUCUCGCCCGCAGACCCCGAGGACGCGGCCAUGCCCGGCCCGGCCGAGGCGGGGGAGGCCGAGGAGGAGCCCGCGGCCGGCUCGGGGUCCGAGGCGGAGGAGGACGCUCUGUGGGAGCGGAUCGAAGGCGUCCGGCACCGGCUGACGCGCGCCCUGAACCCGGCCAAGCUCACGCCGUAUCUGCGCCAGUGCCGGGUCAUCGACGAGCAGGACGAGGAAGAGGUGCUGAGCACCUACCGCUUCCCGUGCCGCGUCAACCGCACCGGGCGACUCAUGGACAUCUUGCGCUGCCGGGGCAAGAGGGGCUAUGAGGCCUUCCUGGAAGCACUGGAGUUCUACUAUCCGGAGCACUUCAGGCUGCUAACGGGCCGGGAACCCGCCCAGCGCUGCUCCAUGAUCCUUGAUGAGGAAGGACCCGAGGGCCUGACCCAGUUCCUGAUGACGGAGGUGCGGAGGCUGCGGGAAGCUCGCAAGAGCCAGCUGCAGCGGGAGCAGCAGCUGCAGGCUCGGGGCCGGGCGCUGGAGGAGGAGCGGGCCGGCUUGGAACAGCGGCUGCGGGAGCAGCAGCAGACCCAGGAGCGCUGCCAGCGGCUGCGGGAGGACUGGGAGGCGGGCAGCCUGGAGCUGCUGCGGCUCAAGGACGAGAACUACAUGAUCGCCAUGCGCCUGGCCCAGCUCAGCGAGGAGAAGAACUCAGCCGUGCUGCGCAGCCGCGACCUGCAGCUGGCGGUGGAUCAGCUCAAGCUGAAGGUCAGCCGGCUGGAGGAAGAGUGUACGCUGCUGCGGAGGGCCAGGGGGCCGCUCCCUGGGGCCGAGGAGAAGGACCAGGACAAGGACCAGGACAAGGAGCAGGACGGCGUGGACCUGGUCUCGGAGCUGCGGGCCGAGAACCAGCGGCUGACGGCGUCCUUGCAGGAGCUGCAGGAGGGACUCCAGCAGGAGGCCAGCCAGCCGGGGGCCCCGGGCUCCGAGCGCAUCCUCCUGGACAUCCUGGAGCAUGACUGGCGGGAGGCGCAGGACAGCAGGCAGGAGUUGUGCCAGAAGCUACACGCCAUGCAGGGCGAGCUGCAGUGGGCGGAGCAGCUGCGCGACAAGUACCUGCAGGAGGUGGAGGACCUGCGGCUCAAGCACCGCACGCUGCAGAAAGACUGCGACCUGUACAAGCACCGCAUGGCCACCGUGCUGGCCCAGCUGGAGGAGAUCGAGAAGGAGCGGGACCAGGCCAUCCAGAGCCGAGACAGGGUCCAGCUGCAGUACUCACAGAGCCUCAUCGAGAAGGACCAGUACCGGAAGCAGGUGCGGGAGCUGGAGGCCGAGCGGGACGAGCUGCUGAGCACGCGCACCAGCCUGGAGGGCGCCAAGGCCCUGCUCGAGGCGCAGCUGCAGCGGACCCAGGGCGGCCCCUGCCUCAAGGCCUGUGCCUCCUCCCACUCCCUGUGCUCCAACCUCAGCAGCACCUGGAGCCUCAGCGAGUUCCCGUCCCCGCUGGUGGGCCCCGAAGCCGCCGGGGAAGUGGCCUUCAGCGGGGGAUCUGAGCCCCACACCUCGGAGGAGGCCACCGACAGCGAGAAGGAGAUCAAUCGGCUCUCCAUCCUGCCCUUCCCGCCCAGCGCCGGCUCCAUCCUCCGGCGGCAGCGCGAGGAGGACCCUGAACCCCCUAAGAGGUCUUUCAGCAGCAUGUCGGACAUCACAGGCCCAGCCCGACCUUCACUCUCCUUCCCAGGGAGUGUGACGCUCAAGCCCUGGUCCCCCGGCCUCUCUUCGUCCUCCUCCUCUGACAGCGUGUGGCCUUUGGGAAAGCCAGAAGCCCUCCUGGGCCGUGGCUGUGGCCUGGACCUCAACAGGUCUCUGGCCAUCCGAGUGUCUGGCUGGAGCCCCCCAGGAGGCCCGGAGGCCCAGGACAAGGGUUCAGAUGGUCUGUCGUUUCUUGGAGACCGAUGGUCUGGGGCGGUGGUACGGAGGGUGCUGUCGGGGCCCGGGUCGGCCAGGACAGAACCCAGAGAGCUGAAGGCCGAGGCCACUGGCCUGGAGGGGGCUGGCCUUGACCCCGAAACCCAGCAGAGAACCUUGCCGUGGAAUCCGGCAUCCACACUCCCCUUCCUGCUGGAUUCCACGGCCUGCCAGUCCUUCCACGAAGCCCUUGACACCUGGGUGAAGGGGCCUGGGGCCGAGCCUUUCUACAUUCGAGCCAACCUCGCCCUGCCCGAGCGCGCAGAUCCCCACGCCCUCUGUGUGAAAGCCCAGGAGAUCCUGCGGCUGGUGGACCCAGCGCACAAGCGGCGGCGGGAGUGGUUCUGCACCCGGGUGGACCCCGUCACUCUGCGGGACCUGGACCGGGGCACUGUGCCCAAUUAUCAGAGAGCCCAGCAGCUCCUAGAAGUUCAGGAAAAAUGUCUGUCCUCCAGCCGGCACCGAAGUCCCCGCAGUAAUCUGAAGAAGCGAGCACUUGGGCUGGUGAGACCCAAGCCCGUGGGGGGUCCUACAGGGGAUUCCCCAGAGCAGCUGCUGCUGGAGCCCUGCUCAGAGCCCGAGCGGAGCCUCAAACCCUACAGCCUGGUGCGGCCGCUGCUGGUGUCCGCCCUCCGGCCUGUGGUGCUGCUGCCCGAGUGCCUGGCGCCCCGGCUCAUCCGCAAUCUCCUAGACCUGCCCAGCUCCCGGCUGGACUUCCAAGUGUGCCCAGCAGAGAGCCUCUCUGGGGAGGAGCAGUGUGCACCCUCAGCGCCGGGGGCCCCUAAGUCCCGGCCUGCCACCCCCGGGCUGGGCACCAGGAUCCGAGCCAUCCAGGAGUCUGUUGGGAAGAAGCACUGCCUGUUGGAGCUGGGCGCGCGGGGCGUGCGGGAGCUGGUUCAGAGCGAGGUCUACCCCAUCGUGAUCCACGUGGAGGUGACCGAGAAGAAUGUCCGGGAAGUCAGGGGCCUGCUGGGCCGACCCGGCUGGCGGGACUCGGAGCUGCUGCGGCAGUGUCGUGGCUCGGAGCAGGUGCUCUGGGGGCUGCCCUGCUCCUGGGCGCAGGUGCCCGCGCACGCCUGGAGCCACGCCGAGGAGCUGGCCAAGGUGGUGCGUGGCCGCAUCCUGCAGGAGCAGGCGCGCCUCGUGUGGGUGGAGCUGGGCAGUGGCCGCUGUGGCGGUGGCAGCAGCAGCAGCGAGGCCUGAGGCCGUCACUGUCCGGGCCUCCUCCCACCUUGCGGAGGCUGCCAGCGGCUGGACCCCGCGCCUGCGGUGGACUUGGCCCUCUCCAUCCUGAGCCUUCCUCGAUCCUGGACUCUGAUGAGGGGCCUUGGCUUUGGGUUCUGACCUGAGUUUGUCACCACCUGUGCCGAGCCUGUGGGAGCCUGGGGGAUAGAGCUUCCACUGCCCUGAACCUGCUGCUGUGGGCCUUCCCGUCUGUCCCUGUGUCCCCACUCACGGGUCUCGUGUGUGUCUUGUGUCGUAAACACCUGCCUGGAGUCUGGGUCUUGCCCCUGUGCGUGGGUUUGCACAGCCAGGUUCUCACCGGGCAGAUUCUGUCCCUCCCCCAGGAACACGGGGUAUCUGGUCCUCAGCCUGCUCAGCUUGCAGGAUGGCCAAGCUGCCGCCACAUGACUCCAACCUGUCCAGCUCAGUCUUGACGUGGCCACACAUGGACAUGUGCCCCCUCCCCCCGUUCCACUCACUGUACCCCUUGUGUCUCCUUGCGUGUGUCUCUGGUUCUCUCCUGUGUAAAUGUCAUGUCCCACCCCUGUGACACUUGGGCACUAACGUGUGUUCUUGCACACCCAGGACCAUGUUCUCACAGCUGCCCCCUGCCCCCGCCCGCCUCUCUGAGGGCUGGGGGAGGGGCAGCUGCUCUGCCACAGAAUGUACAGCCCGUGCAUCGCCACUGGGCCCUUGUCACUGAGAAGCUGCACAUUAAGGAACAUUAAACACUGUCAUAGA